Messenger RNA from Carya illinoinensis, 2134 nucleotides. RefSeq names its product UBP1-associated protein 2A-like. The transcript is spliced from 2 exons. The coding region runs from base 95 to 1546 and encodes 483 amino acids. Lineage: Eukaryota; Viridiplantae; Streptophyta; Magnoliopsida; Fagales; Juglandaceae. The record is from RefSeq and is a predicted model, not a curated record. Gene Ontology annotation, molecular function: RNA binding.
GGGGUCUAUUACUCGAUGAUAGAGUGAACACGCUCCACUGUCCCCUCCCAUCUCAAACCCUAAAUUAAGAAAGAAAUCCCCUAAUUUAUCCGCCAUGGCCAAGAAGCGAAAGCUGCGACCCUCUGACCCCGAGCCCACCAAAGCCCUCGAAGCCGAGCCGCAAGAAGAACAGUCACAGGAGGCAACUGUCCCAGUAGAAGAUGAACAACUCCCAUUAGAGCCAGAGCAAAUCCAGGGAGGAGGCGCGCCCCAGGAGCAACAAGAGGACAUGGCUGUGGACGAUUCCAAAGAAGAGGAACACGAGGAGCCCCGGGAAGAGGAACAACAAGAAGUAGGAGGAAAAGAAUUGGGAGAGCAAGAAGAGCACGAAAACCUGGAUGCCUCAAAAGAAGCCCAACCCGUAACAGCAAAUGGAGCCGAGGUAAAGGACGAAGAGGAGGAGGAGGACGAAGACGAUGACGAGGAACCUGUGGAGAACUUUCUCGAAACCUUCUCGAAGGAUCAGCUUCUAACCCUCAUUAAAAAGGCAGUGGACAAGCACCCGGACUUGAUCGAGGGCGUGCGCGAGCUGGCUGACGCCGAUCCGGCCCACCGCAAGAUCUUCGUCCACGGCCUCGGCUGGGACACAACCGCUGAAAACCUAAUCUCUGUCUUUGGCAGUUACGGUGAGAUCGAGGAUUGCAAGGCUGUCACAGACCGCGUCUCCGGAAAAUCCAAGGGCUACGCAUUUAUCCUUUUUAAGCACCGCAGCGGAGCCCGCAAGGCCCUCCGGCAGCCUCAGAAGCAGAUUGGUAAUCGCACUACCUCCUGCCAGCUUGCCUCCUCCGGACCCGUCCCAACCCCACCGCCUGUAACCCCUCCGGUCUCGGAGUACACCCAGCGUAAGAUUUUUGUGAGCAAUGUAUCGGCCGAGGUCGAUACUAAUAAGCUGCUUGACUUCUUUAAGCAGUAUGGGGAGAUUGAGGACGGCCCAUUGGGGCUCGAUAAGCAGACUGGGAAGCCUAAGGGUUUCGCUCUUUUCGUGUACAAGACCGUAGAUAGUGCGAAGAAGGCUUUGGAAGAGCCGCAUAAGAACUUUGAGGGGCUUACAUUGCAUUGCCAGAAGGCUAUAGAUGGUCCUAAACAAAAACAUUAUCAACAACAACCACCCUUUCCUCAUCAUCAGCACUCGCAUUACCAUUCUAGAAAGGAGAAGAAUAAGUAUCCCUCGGCCGGUGCGAUUGCACCUGGCCAUGGGCAUUUAAUGGCACCGUCAGGCCCCGCGGUAGGGUACAAUCCAACACAGGGACUGAACCCGGUUCUGGGUCAGGCCUUGUCUACAUUGCUUGCUACCCAGGGAGCUGGUUUGGGGCUCGGUAAUCUGCUCGGGGGUCUCGGUGGCGCCCCUGUGAACCAGGCGGGGCCACCUGCAGGAUAUGGGAAUCAGGCUGGAGGGAGCUAUGGGAACCAGCCGCUGAUGCAGGGUGGAUAUCAGAAUCCACAAAUGGGGCAGAGCAGUGCUGUUAGGCCUCACCCGGGCAGCGGUCCACCAUACAUGGGUCAUUAGGUGAGUAUCAGGCAUCGAACCAUUGCAAGGACUUGAUGGAGGUAUGCGUCUGUAGCAUUGAUGUUCUGAUUGUAGCAGGCUACUGAUGAAUCGAUUAGCCAACUUCCAUGAUCUUUCCUUGGUGAGAAGCAAAAUACAGCUCUUGCACUAGAGGAGGUCAAGGUUAGUCUGUGCCUCUGUGCGUGUUCUGGAAUGGCUGUUGAAUUUUGGGAAAAGAUACCCGGGUCUCUUUUAGUUGGGAAUUUCUUGGAGUAUCAACAACAUCUUUCUGUUGUGGAACUUUUCAAAAUAGAUUAUUAGCAUGUUAAUGAUAUAUUGUUGUUGCCUUAUCCUUACACUUUAUUGGUCCGUCGGAGAUCUGCUGGGUGGGUUUCUCAAACGUUAAUACCCACCUGAAAGUAGGAUUAUGUUCCUUGCCUUUCUUUUAGGACGUUGUGGUUUUUAGGAACCUGGAAGGUAUUUUGCUCUUUUGCUUCUUGGUGUGUCUUCCGCCUCAUAUAUUUCUAGCGUAUGGAAGGAUCGCAUGGUUGGGAAGACUCGCAUUUAUUAGUUGUUAUAUAAUAUUAUUUGGUACUUGGUUCUUUUUAA